AUGACCACUUUUACGCGCAUUGGUAAGGGCGAUCGGCCUUCAAUCUUUACCACUGCCGACCAAACGAUCGCCCUUAUUGACCCCUUACUCUAUGGAGGCUUUUUAGAGCACAUGGGUCGCUGUAUCUACGGUGGAAUAUACGACCCGAGUAACACCAAUGGCCUUAUCGAUGAGAAUGGAUUUCGGACCGACGUCAUUGAGGCGAUGAAGGAACUCCAAGCGCCCAUCAUACGAUACCCUGGAGGGAAUUUCACGGCUACUUACAGAUGGCUGGAUGGAGUUGGUCCUAAAGAGCAACGCCCGAAGCGGGUCGAAGUCGCAUGGAAAGGAGUUGAGACCAACCAUUUUGGAACGGAUGAAUUUAUGAAAUGGUGUGACCUCGUCGGGGCAGAGCCUUAUUUGGCCUUGAACAUGGGGACGGGCACACUUGAAGAAGCUCUAGCUUGGUUGGAGUAUUGUAACCUUGAUACUGACACCCAUUAUGCGAACCUCCGAAAGCAGAAUGGGCAUGAGAAGCCAUACGGUGUGAAGUACUGGGCAUUAGGAAAUGAAGUUUGGGGCCCGUGGCAAAUCGAACAAUCUUCCAAGGAGGAUUAUGCAAAGAAAGCAUAUCAAUGGGGCAAAGCUUUGAAAACUCUCGACCCAAGCAUCAAACUUGUACUAUGCGGCAAAGACGGACAUAGUGACUGGGAUCGAUUUGUGCUGCAAGAAUGUCUUAAAAUAACCGAUCUGCAUAGUAUACACAUCUACACGUUCGACAUGCAGCACUAUCCAAAUGCCACUAGUCCCAAGUCUGCUGAAAGGGCCAUUGAGAUUACAGCAGCAUUGAUCGAUCUGGCCCGUACUGAGAUGGAUUACGAAUCAUUCCCUCAUUUUUCGACAAAGCCAAAGACACCUCAUAGGCCCAAGAUCGCUUUCGAUGAAUGGAACAUCUGGAAUCCCAUUCGUGCUCCAGGAGACAAGGGUGCAGAGGAAGAAUAUGACGUUUCGGAUAUGCUCGCGGUGGCUCUGUGGCUCAAUGUUUUUGUUCGACAAGCAAAACACAUCGGAAUGGCAGCGAUUGCUCAAAGCGUUAAUGUCAUUGCGCCUUUGAUGACCACGGAGCAAGGAAUUGUCAAACAAACUACUUAUUGGCCACUUCUACUCUUCUCAAGAUAUAUGAGGGGUCAAAGCCUUGCAGUGCAUGUGCGCUCGCCCGCUUACACCGGCUCAACUUCCCCCGAGUGGCUUGCAAGCACAAUGGACAUUCCUAUGCUAGAUGUGUCUGCUGCCUUGGGUGAUGACGAUUAUCUGAAUUUGGCUGUGGUGAAUCUCUCCGAUUCUGAGUCAAUAGAGACUUCUUUACCACCGACAGAGGGCACAGUUCAAGUCUUUACAGUUGGUGGUAAUGAGAACAGUAUCCGGGACUCAAAUGUGUGGGGUUCUACAAAGGUGUCUAUCAUCGAGUCAGAGUGGAACGAAUCGGGUCGAUUUAUUUUCCAGAAGCAUAGCUUUACAUUGCUCAGAUGGAAGGUGAGCCCCUCGCGGCCGUGCCUAGACCUCAGCCUCACAAAAGCUACAAAGGAUAUUGCGGCCGGAGUUGUCAAUUCUUUACAUACUAGAAAUGAAUAA
Penicillium cataractarum is the source of this 1611-nucleotide messenger RNA. RefSeq names its product alpha-N-arabinofuranosidase. Bases 1 to 1611 code for a protein of 536 amino acids. Gene Ontology annotation, biological process: L-arabinose metabolic process; polysaccharide catabolic process. NCBI's taxonomy places the organism in Eukaryota, Fungi, Ascomycota, Eurotiomycetes, Eurotiales, Aspergillaceae. Gene Ontology annotation, molecular function: alpha-L-arabinofuranosidase activity. The transcript is spliced from 7 exons. The record is from RefSeq and is a predicted model, not a curated record.